Bursaphelenchus xylophilus (pine wood nematode) is the source of this 3255-nucleotide messenger RNA. Lineage: Eukaryota; Metazoa; Nematoda; Chromadorea; Rhabditida; Aphelenchoididae. The record is from the annotation of a GenBank genome assembly.
AUGGGUAUGACUGUCUUCUUCUCCACCCAUAAUGGUUACAUAUUGAACCAGACUACUUCUUACAAAGGUCCCCUUGUAGCCGAUGUUAUCGUUGAUGCAGCUUCACGGGUUUUCAAAUCAUUGAAACCGGAUGAUAUUCUCGAGAUCAGGUGUUGGAGCGAGGAUAAACUUGUAAGGAUCAACCCGUCGGACCAAAUUUUGUACUUGGCGGUGCAGAACAUCUACGCCAUCGAAGUUUUAAUCGAACGGAAAGAAGUAUGUUUUGAAAUUUUUUUGUUAAGGGCGAUUAUUGCAUAGUUUAGGAGGUGAAGGUCUUACUUCUCACACCAAGUUUUGACGUGCAUCGCCGUUUUACUUACAAGUCAAAAUCUCCAAAAGAUUUGAUCAAAAAAUUUAUUUCAUCUAACAUCAGCCCGGAAAUGAUAUUGGAGUUUGUGAGGGUGGAUUCAGACGAGAUGAGAGACCUGGAUUGGGAAGACUGCAACGAAUUGGAAGACACGACCGUUUUAUGUGUGGUUGCACCUGAUGCAGGUUUUAUUCCUUAAAUUUACACUGAUAUCUAUUAUUUUCAGAUAGAGUUGUCGUUAUAUAAGAGUGAUAAUAUUCCUUUGGAGGCUCUAAGAGAUCAUCGGAUUCCGGAACAGGUGCCAGGCAAGGCUACUUUAAUUAAGAAUUUGAAUAGUAUCGAUCAGUUACCCGAGGAGGACUCCGAAUCUUUUUUUACCACAUUCUUUGCGCCUUUUUCAUUGUUUAAACCAAAGUAAGUCAAUUUUUACUUAACUUUGCGUAUUAUUUAAGGGAUUGCUUGACACGAGGACAAAUAAUAAAUUAUUUGGAUUGGCUUACAAGAACAUGUAAUGUAUGUUUUCUGGCUAUUAGCUAAUUUUCCGGAGACAAAUGUGUUUGAUUUUAUAUCUACAUGAACUUCCAGAGUUUUUAAAUAUACGUCCUAUUUUUGACUUAUUAUUUUAGGCGGAAUGGACUUUGCACUUGGAGGAUGACAAACUAGAUUAUAUUGUAGAAAAGGUGGCCCAGAUGAAGAAGAAGGAAGACCAAAAACGUCGUGCUAAGCUGAUAGAAUAUUACCAUUUAUCUUUCCCCAAGUACAUGUUAAAACAUUUGGCCAAGGCGAUACAAACUGUUGAUUGUAUUGUUCACCUCCGACUACCCAAUUAUGUCGAACGAAUGGUGAUGGUUCCGGUUGUGGAAGUCGUGGAUGUCGGGGAUUUAAUUCAAAUUGUUCUCAAAAAAGAAGCGUAUGAUAUCGAACAUAUGACGGAUUUUUGUUACUUUGAUGGAGAUAAUUUGGUUGCGAUAGAUGAUGUUGACAGUCUUGUGCAUCCUGAACUACAAUACUUCAUGAGUUUAAAGGUAAGCGUGUUCUGAAGAAAUUGGAUUUUGUAGAAAACUGGCAGUAAAUGCAUUUUGAUUGAUGAGAAUUGCGAAUAUUUGUCUGAAUUCAACUUCGAUGAUACUGAUUCUAAUGCCGGAAGAAUCACGAAGAUCCUUGAAAAAGAAUACGAAUUGAGUUGGAAGGAUAUUCAUGGCCUUUUCUACGUUCAGAAUGGACAGUUUACCAAAUUGGAACCAUUGGAUUCAGUGGAGACACUCACGGAGAUAUUUGCUCACGUCCAUACCGGAUCGGUAAGAUAGUUUUAAGAGUCUUGUAACGGACAGAACGUACAGAAUGCCGUGCGGAGGAAGUAAAAAUUAUUGAAAUUUAGGAUGGACGUCCCAAAAGAGAAUGGUCCGUUAUGCCCGCGCAACUGAAGAUGACUAAAACGGAGAUAUUAUCCGUUGUCAAAGAUCCCAAAACAUUCAUGAACCGUAUCUCAAAAAACAAAGAAGUCGAUGAAAAUGAUCUCCUGAACAUAGCCAUGCAUGUUUGUCAGAAAACAUUCGAUUCCUGCAGGAGAGAUGUGUUUGAUUCUGAAUGGGAAUCUGUCUACAAAUAUAAUUUCAAGUUCUCCGAGCCUUUAUUUGUAGGUUUGCACGGUGUUUGAAAAAAUUAAUACGAUUUUAGAAUCGUCUAUCAACAACUCCGCAGUUCGUGAUCAAUGGAAUCAAGGCUGAUUACUUUACUUUUGCCUGGAAUAUCGUUUACAGAGAUUCUUAUUUGAAGAGGCUGAAGAAGAUCAACGAAUUGAGUACCAAUAAGAUUGAUAUUCCGGAAUUCGAUCCAGUAAAAGUUUAUUUUGGUUCCCAUUGGGGGCCUACAAUCGAGAAGCAAUCAAAGACCGAGGAAGUUGUUGUAAGUCCUUUCAGAGAAAGUAUUUUCGUUUUACUUUGGUAGUGGUUUGUUUGCAGUGUUGUUAUGUAAUUGAUGAGAAGUUGAAAUGGAUCGAUAAUUUCAUAACUUUCAAAGGCAAAAGAGUGGAUGAUCUCUUGAAAGAAGUCUAUUCGAGGAAAGGUAUCACGGAAAGAGAAUUUAUUUGGUGCGGGACAAGUGAUGGAAAGGAGAAGAAGGGCAUUGAUACAGCCUUAGGAGAUGAUAAUAUUUUUGUGCAGGUCAAAGGCUGUUGUGUAAGUGCCUUAGGGGAGAGAAUUCAUUCAUAGGUUCCUGAUGAUUUUAACCCUUCUGAUGUCUUACGACAUAUUCCCUUCAUCGGCAUCGACAAACUUAUAAAGAGGAAUGAUUAUGAAGGGAUUCUUGGACGGAUUGAAGGGAAUAAUGUUUUGCCACAAGACUACACAUACAUCUUGGAGGCUAUUGUUUUCUUUCUCCAUGAUAACAAUCCGUUGUAAGUUUACUUGAAUUGGUUUACAGACCUUUAGCCGAACGCCCGUGAAAUCUGAAGUAAAGAAGUACAUUGACAAAUUAACUGAAGAGUGCCCCGUACUCAAGGAAGUAAUCAUUUUAUCACUUUUCUUUUAUUUUUAUUUAGGAUGAGUUUUAUGAAAGAAAUGGUUAUGGAAUGCCAUUACUGGAUGCCGAGUUGAAGGAGUUCCCUGCAAAAUACAAAAACAGAAGAGUUGUUGCAAUGCAAAAUAUUGAGAAUGAGCGGGCCAUCAGUUUGUGCAGUCCUAUUGCGUCUCCGAAUAAGACAUUCGAGGUAGUCUACCUGGACGAGACUCCAAAAGGAGAAGAAAAGACGUCAGCGGGCAUAGUUAGCAAGCCUUACGACCGCACACUGGAUUCGGAUGAGUAAGUGUUUGGAAUGAUUGUAGAAUUUUUUUUGUGUUCAAUUUAGCCUAAAUGUUUCUUGCAGAGAUAAAGAGAAUCAGUUCGUCGAUCGAAUAAUAGAAAUCAAUUGA